Molecule: messenger RNA, 918 nt
Organism: Penicillium cosmopolitanum
Lineage: Eukaryota; Fungi; Ascomycota; Eurotiomycetes; Eurotiales; Aspergillaceae
Exons: 1
Coding region: 1-918 (305 amino acids)
Source: RefSeq, a predicted model, not a curated record
AUGCAUCUCGGAGCAGGGGGAUGCCUCUCGGAGCAGGGGGAUGCCUCAGUCAACAAGACUAACGCCUCGGCAGAUCGAAGCAAGACUCAACGCCCUGGCGAUGUGGCUCUGGUGCCACCCCACAGCUUCUCACCCCUCAAUAUUCUAACAGUGCUUUCUUCUCUCCUGAUAAUUGGAGCAUUCAUUUGGGCACUUAUGCUCCAGGAUGGUGUAGCAGUUCUGGCUCUGAUAGCUAUAGGCUUUGCCUCAGCUCUGAUUGGGAUUGCAUGCCGUUGGAAACCAGAAUUAUCCGAACGUCCGACAGAUGUUGUAGUCCCAAACUGGGACAUCAUGAUUCGGACACGCGACGGUGCCUUUGUUAUUAUCCGCUGCGCCGAAGAAAUCGCCCGUGAACUCUUUAUAGGCCCGGAGAAAUGCGACUAUCUCGUCAGUGACCAAUGGUUCAAAGUAUUGGUUGGGAUAUCGCUGUCUCUCAUUACUAUAUCAGUCAUACUUCCGGGAAACUGCAGUUGGACAAUGCAAGCUGUCAUCGCUGUGAUAUACAUAGUAUUGAAUGUCCUCUACUGGAUAGCAUCGUUACUUCCGCAAAGGCUGUUCUGGGACCUGUCGCGGUACAACUGCGAUCUUGUCACCCCGGAGAAUUUGCAAUUUGCAGAUAAAGUCAUUCAAGGCAAACCUAAACCCAGCUUUACAAAAAGCCUAUGGUUUGCGAUUCAAGCUACUGGGCAAGUCGAGUGGGUCACGAUUAGCGGAGCGGCCCCGAGAAGGCCAGAGUGGGAGACCUGGCUCAAACUAGCACACGAUAACAGCGGAAACCCCGAAUGGGAUGCGAUUGGUGAAAAGGACCGGCUGAUGAAAGAAGCGCACAAAAACUCCCAGUCCUCAAUAUCAGUGUUUGUUCGAGAGGAGUCUGCAUAA